AUGGAUAAGGUCCCUGUUCAAGUUGAUGGAAGAUUUAGUUUAGGAAACAUUUUGGGAUCUGGUUCAUACACUGUCGUGUAUCAUGCACAGAACAUCAUCAAGGAUGUUGUAGUUGCCGUUAAACUGGAACCCAUCACCCACUCAUCUUCUGUGCAGCGCGAAUACCAUAUUCUAAAACACCUUGAAGGCGGUGUUGGUAUUCCCCGUGUCAUCUGGUUCAGUAGGGAAUCAAUGUAUUAUGCUCUUCUUUCGCGUCUCAAAUAUAUCCACUCCCAUAAUUAUGUUCAUGGUGAUAUUAAACCACAGAAUGUUAUUGUGGGGCUUGGUGAUUUGAAAGACACUGCCUUCAUUAUAGAUUUUGGCAUUGCAAAGGAAUUUUGGAACACAGCAGCCAGUCUCCAUAUACCAUUUUGCCAAGGGCAAUGUCUCACUGGCACUCUGGCAUUUGCUUCUAUUAAUACACACUUAGGAGUUGAACCAGGUCGUCAUGACGAUCUUGAGUCACUUACUUACAUGUUGAUAUACUUCUUGCAGGGCUCCCUUCCAUGCUCUUCCAUACUCAAGUACAAAGUGGAUACAACCAUUGAAAAUUUGUGCUGUGGCAUUCCUAUUGAAUUCACAAUGAUUCUCAUUUAUACCCGCUCUCUCGCAUUCUCAGAAGGUCCUGAUUAUAAUCACCCCCAUUCAUUGCUUCAUAUCCUUUGUUCUGCACCAACUGCAUGCAUACUGGAUUUAAACCAGCCUGAUGUACCUGUUAUAACUCCAUCUUCCAGUAAAUCCUAG
Molecule: messenger RNA, 783 nt
Organism: Suillus fuscotomentosus
Lineage: Eukaryota; Fungi; Basidiomycota; Agaricomycetes; Boletales; Suillaceae
Product: kinase-like domain-containing protein
Exons: 4
Coding region: 1-783 (260 amino acids)
Biological process (GO): peptidyl-serine phosphorylation; signal transduction; endocytosis
Cellular component (GO): cytoplasm; nucleus
Molecular function (GO): ATP binding; protein serine/threonine kinase activity
Source: RefSeq, a predicted model, not a curated record